Molecule: messenger RNA, 2596 nt
Organism: Teleopsis dalmanni
Lineage: Eukaryota; Metazoa; Arthropoda; Insecta; Diptera; Diopsidae
Product: zinc finger protein 573
Exons: 5
Coding region: 185-2476 (763 amino acids)
Biological process (GO): regulation of transcription by RNA polymerase II
Molecular function (GO): DNA-binding transcription factor activity; RNA polymerase II cis-regulatory region sequence-specific DNA binding
Source: RefSeq, a predicted model, not a curated record
CUUGUUAGGCGAGUGGUUCGCGUUUCGUGGGCUUUUUGUGGUCUUUACCGGUAAUUGAACAAAAAGGACUUUUAAACAGUCCAAAUAUAAUUUGCUUAGUUGAUGUUAAUUUAAGGAUAUUGUACUUAAAGAGUUUUAAAAAUUUAUCACUCAAUUAAUAAAAAAAAAACUAUUAGUAAUUAAAAUGUGCACUAUUUUGGUGCAAGAGGCAAAUUGGCAAUUAGAAGAUUACGCGAUCUUCAAAAAAUGUGGCGAAAUUACAGUUUCUCCAGAUGAACAGUUUUUUGGUCUCAAUUGCGUUUUCUGUUCAGGAAUUUGUCUACAAUUUGAUAUUUUUAUGCAACAUAUACGUGAACAGCAUAGUCAGGAUAUAGAAGUGCUCUAUUUGGAAUCGGGAAAAAACGAAAAGGAACAAAUCACUCAAAUGGAAUUGGAUUCUACUGCUAACAUUAAUUACAGUGCCAUUAUAAAUUCAAAGCAAAUGAUUUCCGAUGACAUGUCAAAUGCAAAUAAUUUUUUAACGAGUUGCGAAUUUGAAUUGCAAACACACGCGCCGCAGGAAGAAGUCGACUUGGUUUAUAUUAUGGAGGGGAAUCAACUGGAUGACGUUGUCGAGGAGAGAAGUGUCGGUACGCUUAAUAUAUUCAAUGGAUUGAAGCAGGACAAUAAUGACAAGAUUAUAUGUAGCGAUUAUGGUAAAUGUGGUGACGAAAAUUGCAUCAGUGAGUCAAUGGCAUCGUCUCCAAGUUCAGAAAAUCAGUCGAAAUCAUCAACAACACCGGAAAUGAAACACAGUAAAGAGAUUAUAGACUAUAUAUUGGAUGCCUAUAAGAAUAAGGAAAAACUAUGGAACCCUGACCAUUCACAAUACAAAUAUAAUGCAAAUAGACGAGUAUAUGAUGAAUUUUCCGCACCUCUAUUAAAAGAUAUGAAUUACUCGUUGAGUGGAAGUGAAAUAUUUUCUAUUUUAAAAAAUAUCCGCAGCCGAUAUCGUAGAGAAUUAACCAAAUUUAGAGAGCGUGGAGGCAAAUAUAAAUCAAAGUUGUGGUUUUUCGAAAAAUUACAUUUUCUACGUAAUAUUAUUGAAAAGAAAAGAGCUGUGCGGGAUGCAAAGAAUCGACUGGAUAGUACCGAAAGCGAUGCAUCAAUUGGUAUUGAUUAUGAGUUAAUGAAAUCCAUACAUGGUAGAGAAGUUUUAAGCUAUUUAAUAGAAGCAUUUCGUAAUCAUGAAAUUCUUUGGAAUCCUCAACAUGAAAAUUAUACGAAUUGCAAUAAAAGUAGUCAAUAUGAAGACAUUUCCAUACAAUUACGUGAGGAUAUAAAUGUAGCAAUGUCUGGUGAGGAAUGCUUUGAGAGUAUUCAAAAAUUGCGUACACGAUAUCGUAAGGAAUUAUAUAUUUUAUUAAAAAAUAAAGGAUUAUACGUACCCAAAUUGUGGUGUUUUGAACAGAUGAAUUUUUUAAGACAAAUAUUUGAGGAACAAAUACGAAAAAAAACAAACAAACAAACACUUGAAGUGGAAACAAAACCAAAAACAAAAUUUUUAAGAGCUGAAGCUAUAAUAUUUAAAAACGUAGAUGAAAAUUUACAAUUUAUUGAGAUCUAUAAAAACUAUUCUGCUCUAUGGGAUGUUGAUCAUCCAGAUUUCCGUUCAACUACAUAUCGCAAUGAGGCCCACAACGAAAUGUUGGAAGAAAUUAAUUUAUCUUUUAAAACAAAUUACUCACUCGAUCAAUUACAAAAGACUAUACAUCAAUUGCGUAAGGACUACUCUACCGAAAAACAAAAAAUAUUUGUAAAUAAUAGUAAAACUACAAAUUCUCUACUUUACACGAAAUUAUCAGAAUUUUUGGAUAUUAAUUUAGGUCCUUUUCGUUGUGAUUUCUGUAAAAUGCUUAUAAAAACAUCCGAUCAAUACAAAAUACACAAAUCUGGUCACGAUGGUACCUUACCAUUCAUUUGUACAUUAUGUGGGAAAGGUUUUCAAAUGCCUGGAAAUUUGACCGUACAUAUACGACGUCAUAAACGUGAUUUUCCCUAUGCCUGUGAUAUGUGCGAUAAAAAUUUUGCCACGGCUACUGAAAUGGCAAUACAUAAGCGAAAACAUACGGGAGAGCGACCAUAUAUCUGUGAUCUUUGCGGUAAAUCGUUUAAAACUUGGUCAUUUUUCGAUAUACAUCGGCGUAUACAUGUACAGGACUCAACAUUUCACUGUCCGAUCUGUGAUAAGAAUUUCUACGAAAAAAAUCGUUUUACAAAUCAUAUGAAUAUUCAUCUUAAUAUACGUAAUCAUAAAUGUAAUGCAUGUAAUAAAAGCUUCACAACAAUUGGUAACCUAAAAAAGCAUAAAGAACUUCACCUACCGGUGAAGAAGUACAAAUGCGAGUUUUGUUCAAAACGAUUUGCACAAUUUGCUAGCUUACGUUGGCAUAAACGAAAGGCACAUUUACGUCUGGAAGAUAUUAUGGAACAGUGAAGUAUCAUAUAGUAUAAUUACUUGUACAUAUUUUUAUAUUUUAAAUAACAUUACGUCAACACUAUCACAAUUAACUUCACAUUUAAUAUUGUUUAAUCACAAUCCAUACAAAAAUGUACU